AGCAAAUAUCUAAGAUUUGUUGCCCGAAGAGAUAGAGCCGCAUCCGCUUCAACAGCUAUUUCAGCCUCGCCUCGGAACCAAAGUGAAGAAAGACGACGAUCCAUUUCCUGAUUCUCUCGCCGAGCUUUAUACUCGCAGGAACAUCCGCCGCCAACUUCUCCUCGUCGCCGUUCACAUGUCCGAGUCAAGAACCGACUUGCCGCCGCCGCGGCCAGCCAAAUCCUCGCUCAAGCCCUCACUCACCGUCCCUCUCCUAUCAAUCUUGGCUCCAAUUCUAGCAGUCACAGUCCUGUACCGACAUGAGCCCUUAGACCCGGCUCCGCUGCCCUUCGAAGGCCUAUCCGUGACGGUCGCUGCCCCGCGGGAGAACGGCCGCAUGCUGCGCGGCGCGGAGAUGGUCGGGGCCGGGCGGAUGGUGGGGCCUGAGGACGUGGCGUACGACCCGGCGUCGGGGGACAUCUACGUGGGCUGCGCAGACGGGUGGGUAAAGCGGGUCAGGGUGAGCGACUCGGGUGGCGACUCCGCGGUGGAGGACUGGGUCAACACCGGCGGGAGGCCACUUGGCCUCGCCCUAGGGCGCGACGGCGAAGUUAUUGUUUGCGACCCCUUCAAGGGCCUACUGAACGUGAGCAAAGACGGAACCAUGGAGCUACUAACAGAUGAGGCGGAAGGCGUGAAGUUCAAACUCACGGACGCUGCGGCCGUGGCCCGUGAUGGGACAAUAUACUUCACCGACGCCUCGUACAAGUACACCUUCAAGGAGUUCAUUUGGGACUUCUUGGAGGGUCGGCCGCACGGGAGGUUCUUGAGCUACGACCCGGCAACCAAAGAAACCAGAGUGCUAGCUCGGGAUCUCUACUUUCCCAACGGGGUCGCGCUCUCGCCCGACCAGAGCUUCGUGAUCUUCUGCGAAACUGUCAUGAGGUGGUGCAAGAGGUACUAUAUAAAUGGCGAUCGAACAGGACAUAUCGACACAUUCAUCCACGGCUUGCCGGGUUAUCCCGACAACAUCAGAUACGAUGGAGAAGGGCACUACUGGAUUGCGCUGUCCACGGGAAAGUCGAUGUCGUGGGAUUUGGCGUUGAAGCAUCCGUUCAUAAGAAAAGCUAUUGCGAUCAUGGAGAGGCUAAACAAACGACCGGCGAUGGAGAAGAACAGCGGAAUUUUUCAAGUGGAUACAGAGGGAAAGCCGGUGGCGCAUUAUUACGAUCCUAAGUUGUCAUUAUUAUCGAGCGGGACCAAGAUUGGCGACUACCUGUACUGCGGCUCCCUACACUAUCCUCACAUCCUUCGCCUGAAAUUGGAUUAGAGGCGUCAUCUCUCAUGUUAAGAUAUUGGCGCAUUUGGAAACAUCUUUGGUCAAAUAAACAAAGUAUAAUGGUGCUUUGAGAUCUGAAUUGGGUGGUAUCAAAGCAGAGUUAUUCCGUCGGUCCGUCUCCCCACCA
Rhodamnia argentea is the source of this 1445-nucleotide messenger RNA. Its product is annotated as protein STRICTOSIDINE SYNTHASE-LIKE 5-like. The record is from RefSeq and is a predicted model, not a curated record. Bases 176 to 1309 code for a protein of 377 amino acids. NCBI's taxonomy places the organism in Eukaryota, Viridiplantae, Streptophyta, Magnoliopsida, Myrtales, Myrtaceae. Gene Ontology annotation, biological process: biosynthetic process. The transcript has 5 exons. Gene Ontology annotation, molecular function: strictosidine synthase activity.